AUGGACAAGUUAAAACGCACUUUCACGCAGGUCCGGGACCCACAACAGGCGACCAAUGACAAACAAAACGAAAUUAUGCAAAAACAGGAACAAAAGAGCGGAGAAGUAACGCAACCGGGCAAAGAGGGGCAAAGAGUUCGAGAUCCUGUCACGGGUGAAGAGAUGGAAAUCAGGGACGCAACCGAAGAACCUGAAGAAAUUAAACUGGGUGAAAACGUUCUCAAGAUGGAGUUCCCUCCUCCAGAAAUUGGAAGUCAACGCGAAUAUCUCUUGUCACUAUUGAGUACAACCGUAUCUCGAAUGACUCUGGCAUUUACCAUCUUGCCUAUUAUCACCUUUUCGGUUUCACCACCGGCCUUCACCUCGCGUCCCUUGCUCCUCCUCAUACCUUCUCUCGGCAUCCCUGCUGCGUUGUCACUUUUAUGGAUGUACAGGAUGCAGAGCAAAGGCGAGGAUGAUGCGGAUAGGCGAGCAUGGGAGGUCGAACGACGAAGAGGUCUCCAGGCGGGUUAUGACAAGGACAAAGACGGAAAGAUUGAGGCAGAUGAGAAGAUCAAGGAGAGUGCCGAAUGGCUCAAUAGUCUCUUGGGAGGACAUUCCGUCCGUAUAUCUGAUUUGGGACUGGGCAAGAAUCCAAUUCGAAUCACUUCAUUGCGCGCGCUUCCAGAUGCUGAAAUGCAAGAAGUUACCCAGUCCCUUAAAGAGGAAGACAGAGAGCAAAUCCAAGGGGAACAUGUCAACUAUGAAUUGAGUUUUGCGUACCGAGCUGCUCCCAAUAAGACCCAAUGGUCGGAAAAGGCGGAGAAUAUCCAUUCUACUUGGGUAUCAAAGGACUUGAUGCUGUACCAAUACGUAAGCCUUUCCCUAUGUUGGUGUGCAUUUACUGAGGAGUGGGUACAGCUGUCUGGGCUGAGAUUACUGGGGUGGUUGGAACAGCUAGAAUGCGCAUUGAACUCAUCCCGGAUCCUCCCUUGGCUUCCCAAAGUUUCCAUUGCUAUUACACCUUUACACAAGAAGCUGCUUCCAAAUAUGAUGGAUAUACCAUUCAUUUCUAGAUUUAUCUCCGAUGCUAUCAACGCUGCGGCUCGAGAGUAUGUUGCCCCCAAGAGCAUGAUUCUGGACCUGCAACAACUGCUAAGUGGAGAUGGAAUCAAGAGAG
Molecule: messenger RNA, 1159 nt
Organism: Acaulospora colombiana
Lineage: Eukaryota; Fungi; Glomeromycota; Glomeromycetes; Diversisporales; Acaulosporaceae
Source: the annotation of a GenBank genome assembly